Pieris macdunnoughi is the source of this 336-nucleotide messenger RNA. Lineage: Eukaryota; Metazoa; Arthropoda; Insecta; Lepidoptera; Pieridae. The record is from the annotation of a GenBank genome assembly.
AUGAGUAAUGGUGCUGAUGCUGCGGUAUGGUGGACGCGGCUGCGGAGCCCCGGGCCGCCCACAAUGUUACCACCAGCAUUACCAAAAGAGUUGCAAAGCUGGGCUGCUAAAUCGGUCGGUGACGGUGUACGGUACGAGCGGGGACUGCAGCGGGGCGGGGACUAUUUUCGUCUGGCGGCCACGUUUGGAAAAUGUGUGGUGACGUCACGAUUCUCCGCGGCGAUGGCAUCAUCACACCGCGACACGCGGCUUGCCAAAAUAUCGUGGCCAGCUCCCCGCGAUCAACUUUAUUUUGGUCAUUAUUCCUUGGUGUUCUACUCGCUAUACUUACCCUAA